Molecule: messenger RNA, 6495 nt
Organism: Phyllostomus discolor (pale spear-nosed bat)
Lineage: Eukaryota; Metazoa; Chordata; Mammalia; Chiroptera; Phyllostomidae
Gene: PAPOLG
Product: poly(A) polymerase gamma
Exons: 22
Coding region: 244-2472 (742 amino acids)
Cellular component (GO): nucleus
Molecular function (GO): poly(A) RNA polymerase activity; RNA binding
Source: RefSeq, a predicted model, not a curated record
AAGGCGAGGGGCAGGCUGGGAAGCGGCGCCAUAUUGGCGUCGGCCGCGCUGUAUUGUCAUAAAUAGAGCCGGUUAUGUGGUGUUUUCACCACUCGGUUGGAUGCCUCGGCCGUAGUGAGUGAGAAAGUGAGCGAGCAAGCGAGUUACAAGCGACCGGAGGAAAGUGGAGAGGGAGAGAAGGGAAGAGCAACAACGGGACUCCACAGCGGGAGACACUCGCCGGUGAGGGAGACGCAGGAAGCGAUGAAAGAAACGUCUGCAAACACUGUGCUGGACAGCCAGCGUCAACAAAAACAUUAUGGAAUCACCUCUCCAAUUAGUUUGGCAUGUCCUAAAGAAAUUGAUCACAUUUACACACAGAAAUUAAUUGAUGCCAUGAAACCAUUUGGAGUGUUUGAAGAUGAGGAAGAAUUGAACCACAGGCUGGUUGUUCUUGGUAAAUUGAACAAUUUAGUAAAAGAAUGGAUUUCCGAUGUUAGUGAGAGUAAGAAUCUCCCGCCUUCUGUUGUGGCUACUGUUGGUGGUAAAAUUUUCACAUUUGGUUCCUACAGGCUUGGAGUACACACCAAAGGAGCUGACAUUGAUGCACUUUGUGUAGCUCCAAGACAUGUGGAGAGAUCUGAUUUUUUUCAGUCUUUUUUUGAAAAAUUGAAGCAUCAAGAUGGCAUUAGAAAUUUAAGAGCUGUAGAAGAUGCCUUUGUACCUGUUAUAAAAUUUGAAUUUGAUGGAAUUGAAAUCGAUCUAGUCUUUGCAAGACUGGCAAUACAAACCAUAUCAGAUAAUUUAGAUCUAAGAGACGACUCUCGACUGAGAAGCCUUGAUAUAAGGUGUAUUCGCAGCCUAAAUGGCUGUAGAGUUACUGAUGAAAUUUUGCAUUUAGUGCCAAAUAAAGAAACUUUUAGACUCACCCUACGAGCAGUCAAAUUAUGGGCAAAACGACGUGGUAUUUAUUCCAACAUGCUUGGAUUCCUUGGUGGUGUCUCUUGGGCAAUGCUGGUUGCAAGAACUUGCCAAUUAUAUCCAAAUGCAGCAGCUUCUACUUUAGUUCAUAAGUUCUUUUUAGUUUUUUCUAAGUGGGAAUGGCCAAAUCCUGUGCUGCUAAAGCAACCAGAAGAAAGCAAUUUGAAUUUGCCUGUUUGGGAUCCUCGGGUAAAUCCAUCAGAUAGGUAUCAUCUCAUGCCCAUAAUCACCCCUGCCUACCCACAACAGAAUUCUACAUAUAAUGUGUCCACAUCAACUCGAACAGUAAUGGUAGAAGAAUUUAAACAAGGUCUCGCAGUCACAGGUGAAAUUCUUCAAGGGAAAUCAGAUUGGUCCAAACUACUUGAGCCACCAAAUUUUUUUCAAAAGUACAGACAUUAUAUAGUAUUGACUGCCAGUGCAUCAACAGAAGAAAACCAUCUGGAGUGGGUUGGAUUGGUAGAAUCUAAAAUCCGUGUACUUGUUGGAAACUUGGAACGAAAUGAAUUUAUUACUCUUGCCCAUGUAAAUCCCCAGUCAUUCCCAGGAAAUAAGGAACAUUAUAAAGACAAUAAUUACGUAUCGAUGUGGUUCCUCGGAAUAAUUUUUCGAAGAGUAGAAAAUGCAGAAAGUGUUAACAUAGACUUGACAUAUGACAUACAGUCAUUUACUGAUACAGUGUACAGACAGGCAAACAAUAUAAACAUGCUAAAGGAGGGAAUGAAAAUUGAAGCAACUCAUGUUAAAAAAAAACAACUUCAUCACUAUCUUCCAGCAGAGAUUCUUCAAAAAAAGAAAAAGCAGAGUCUUUCUGAUGUCAGUCGAAGUUCAAGUGGACCUCAGUCCAAAAGAUCAUCUCUGGAUGGCAACUGUUUGGAUAGCUCUAGAGACACUGAUAAUGGAACACCUUUCAAUUCCCCAGUAUCUACAAACAAACCUUCUAAGCCUGAUAUUUCUCCUUCAGGAGAAACAGAAAGUAGGAAUAACGCCGAGCCUGCUGCUGUAACUGUGGAAAAGCCACUGAGUGUUCCGCCAGCUCAAGGACUAUCUAUUCCAGUCAUUGGUGCAAAAGUUGACUCUGUAGUAAAAGCUGUAUCACCACCCACUGUGUGCACCAUUCCUACCGUAGUAGGACGAAAUGUUAUUCCUAGGAUCACAACACCCCACAACCCUGUCCAGGGACAACCACAUUUAAAUGGAAUGUCAAAUAUAGCUAAGAGUGUUGCACCCAAGAGAUCCCAUUCCCCACCUAUAGAUGGGUCUUCAAAGAGGUUGAAAGAUAUAGAAAAGUUUAUUCGACUUGAAUCAAAGUUUAAGGAAUCGCGUGCUGCUGAAAACAGAAAAAGAAAAUCAGUGGAUGCCAUUGGGGGAGAAUGUAUGCCUAUUCCAACUAUUGAUACAUCACGCAAAAAGAGACUGCCCAGUAAAGAACUACCAGAUUCAUCAUCUCCAGUUCCAGCAAAUAACAUUCGUGUCAUCAAAAAUUCCAUUCGACUGACCCUUAAUCGGUAAAAGCAGUGCCUCCUUACUUAGGUGAAUAUGCAAUCAUUAGUGACAAGAUGCAGCCACUGUUUUAAAAAUAGAAGUGGCUGUCAUACAUAAAAUAAGGUGAAAGUUACAGUCAUCGGCCUAGCAACCUUGAAGUGGUUUUUGAACUCUCACACUUUGACCUGCAGAUGCUGUAGCAUCCUCUCAUUGAUUGCUACAUACACUUCUCUGAGGAUCACCUGCUGUCAAAUUGUCAUCUACAAUAUUAUGGCUUUGUGUUGGAGGUUUCACUGCCUUAACUUUUGAUGCUUGUUUCUCAAUAAUGGGAACCAGUUCUUGGCUCUUUGGACAUUGAUAAAACAAGUCCUGAACUCCCUUUUUUUUUUUUCUUUUUUUUUUUUUUUUUUUUUGGUCUUAUGUUGUAAUCAUUGUAUAGAAUUGAAAAGGUUGAAAACAAAAAAAAAAUUGUCUUGUAAUUUUACAAAUGUUAACACAUUACUUUAGCAUUGAAGCCACUUUGUGAAACCUGAGAUAAAUGAAUGUGAGGUAUCUUUUCUGCUUUCCUCAUUUGUGUAGAUGUACUUAUUGUCUGUUCUGUUGAUUUAAAUUAUUUUUUCCAGAUUGGCACAUGGAAUAUUUAAAUCUUUUUUGUGCCUUUCUGUCCAAAUGUUCCAUAGUUACCAGGGAGGAUUAGUCUAGUGAUUACAUCAGAGUUGGGCACCAUAAAUUCUCUUUAUCUUUUGCCUCCCAUGGAGGCCUUCAAAAUACAUCUUGAUUAAGAAUCAAAAUAGAAUCAGGAUACUACAAGUCAGUAUAUGAGUGGUGAAAUUGUUACAUAUCCUAUCUCAUGCCAUUCUUGUUAGCUGACAGGUAUUUUUUACCAAGAAGCAACUCAUUCCAGCCUCAACAAUAAGAUACCUUUAACAAUGGCAAACUUGUAUUUUUGAGGUGUAAAAUUAAAUUGGCAUGGUAAUUCCUGACCAUUACUUUACCCCACAACUUCAGACAUUUUCUUCAUGGACUAGGCAUGCAGAAAUAAGCAGUGGAAUUUGUUGAAACCUAAAGGCAUUUUUGAAUGACAUUGUUACCAACCAGUAAUUGGCUCAGGACCUUUGUAAUUUUUAUUUAACUAUAUGAGUUGUCUUUUUUUACACUGCUUUUUUCAAUGCAUUUCGUAAUAUUUUUUAAGUUUCAUGAAUGCAUGCUCAGUUUAUUAAGAUCAUAACCAUGUAAUUCUUGUAAUAUGUUGAUUCAGUGUUUUGUAAAUGAAGUCUUAUGUAUUUUCAGAGUAUUUUUGUAUGUACUGUAAGAUACCAUCUUUUCAAAGAGAAAACUUUAAAACCUUUAUGUCUCUCUUUAGUCUAAUUUUUUAAAUAUGGAUUAUGCUUGAAUUAUUCUUAAAAUGAAAAUGUAUAGAUUACACAGUCAGGAAUGCUGGUGUAUAUUAUCUUCUUCAGCUUUCACUCAGCAUUUAGUAGAUCUGGUAGGAAAAACACAAAAUGGUACAUUUGAAUAGUGCAGGGAAAACACUUGGUUGUGUAUUUUAUAGGACUUAUGGGAUACCUUUUAGCCAGUGAAGUAAUAGCAGUCCAUUUUCUCUUGUGAGCCCUUUACCAUUGAUUGAAAUACUUGAAUUCUGACUGUGAGAAAACAGUAUCCUUCUCCUCCUACUCCUGUUCCCCUGAUCUGUAGGUCUCAAAUGAAAAUUAGAGUAUUUAACUUGUACAAAGAAAAAUUUCUUAGAAGUACAGAAGAGCAAGGAAAAAGUAAUGAUGGUCCCAUUAUUCACUUUUUAUAUAGCAAAAGACAAGAAUGAAAUCCCACAACCAAGUUGUAGCUUCCUUGGCAAAUCUGUUCUCAUAGCUGAACCUUUUCCUUUAUUCAAACAUUUUGAGAUUUGUUCCACAAAUACUCUAUUUGAGCAAAAGUGAAUCAUUUUGAAAGGACAAAAUAAUUGUCAAUUGACUUCAAACUUUGAAAAUUCUGUAGUAAGGGAUUUGAUUAAUUUUUAUGCAAGGUGUUUGCAUUUCUGUAUUUAACGUCUACCCAUUACCCCCUCUAUUAUCAGUCUUCAGAGUCUCUUUAAGACUCCCCUAUAUAUCCAUGCUUACCUGUAUUAUAUAAACAGAUUCUUUGGAGUGAAUAGUGGAGCUUUUCUUCAGUAAGAAAGCAACAGGCCUAACCUUUGUACCAUAAUAUAGUCAUUUCUCUUGUUUUUUAAGAGUCCAUUCAACAUGGGGUUAAGACAUAGUCAGCGGUUCAAGUUGGACCUCCCAAAGAUAGCAUUCUUCAGCCUGUUUGGUAACUGGGGAGUUGAUGAGAUGUUUUUAAGAUGGUGCAUUUGGUCAGAAAUGAAGUUUUUUUAAAUUCUAAACAGCAGGUAGAAUGUUCACUAGAUUUGCUACUAUUGUAGGAGACCUCCAUUGUACUAAUUCCAAGUAAGUAAAGGAGAGUAUGAUAGGAGGUUGGUAGGGGGUGUUACGUUAUGAGGGACUAAGUAGAUGUGUUUGAUAUCAAGUGUGAAACUCUACCUAGAAAUACAUUUUUUAAAGUCAAAUAAUCUGUUCUUCAUUAUGUAGACACAUGUUCAUUUUCACAAGGGUAUUAAAUUUUAAUCUGCUUAUUUUUCAGAGACUGGCUUUGAAAAAUAGUUUAUGUCAAAGGAAAACAAUUAUCUGCUAGUACCUUUAGGGACAAUUUGAGAGAGAGUUUGUGGCUUAAACUUUAUAAAAUCAGGGCAAGAGAAUGAAUUUUAAAAGCCUAGUUGGUGCUUAGAAUAAGAAUAACUUUGUCUUAAGGCAGCAAUUUUAGUAACAUUAAAAUCCUUACUAUGGAAGUAGUUAUAGGUGAAGAUGGGCAAUGUUGAAAUGGGCUAAUCUUGUUUUCCACUGUCUCACAGCUUUGAACUCAGAAUUCCUAACUUUGGUGUCAUGGACCCUGGGGAGUCCUUUGCAAAUGAAGAGUUUUUAUUUAUAUUCAUUUUUCUAGGUGGGGGGAGAAAUUCAUCACUUUCAUCACCUUCUCAAAGUGGUUCCUGACCUAAAAAGGGGGGCUGGGGCUGAUGGUUAGGAACCACAGCUGUACAGAAUUGAAUAAUCCCAGACCCUUGGGAAUUGUUUUCCAUAACAUUUUUCUGUGGUAUAGUUCCGAAAAUGUCCUGUUGCUCUUAACUAGUAAAGUGGGCUGACAGAGGAUGCUGGAACACCAAAUUUCUCUCCCGAGUUUCUUUAUAUAUUUCAGGUGAAGUGUCUUCAGUAUUUAGAAGAAUGGUUCCUAUUGGAUUUAUAAAUGUCCUCAUGUUAAUUUAGAUUCAUCUACAAGGUCAGACUUCAGUGCAGCAAAUUUCAACCUAAGAUUGAUCAGAGUGGAAUAGCUUAGAAUAAACAUUAGAAAUGGUAAAAAGUACAGUUAAUCAUUAAAAAUCCUAAAUGUUUGAUUUCCAUAUCAUUCAAGUUUUCUUGUUCCUCCACAUUUGUGGUUCAGACUAGAACAUAUUGAACAGACCAGUAAAUAGAACUUUAGUUUAAAAAAUAUUUUUUAUAAAUAAAAGUGCGUGCAUUUAAAUAAAUAACUACCUAUUAAAUCUUCCAAAGCUUAGAAUUUAGGUCAUAAUGAUAAUGAUAAAUAGUGCAAAGGAUGGAAGAAAACCAGCUUCAAUACUGGUAACUACGUAUUUCCUUAGGAUUUUUUCAAAAGAAUUGUACAAGGUCAGAUCCUUCCCAAAUUCCCUAUUUUUUCUGAAAUAAUUUUUCUGAUACAAUUUUAUAUUUAAAUUAGUAUAAUUCUUAAGCUAUUGCUACAUUUUAGCAAAGACCCACAUAAUUACCUUAUAAAGUACUUAGGAUAUCUUUGAGGUAAAUGGUGCUACGUCCCUCACUCCACAGUGUUAUGUCAAAUGAAUGCAGCUGCUUUAUCUUUCUAGGUAGCUAUUUGUGUAGUUCUUACCAAUUUUCCCUGCCUUUUAUUUGGAUUGUGUUAUUUCUUAGUUGUACACAUGAGCCUCAUUAUUUGUCUGGAAUAAGUAAUCAAAUAAACUUGCUUUGAUAA